UCUACUUCUGCGGGUAUUUGUACAUCCUGCGAAACUUUUUAACGUCCUCCUCCUCUUUGAUUCCAAUUCAUAUAAAUUCCACUAAACCCACCUAGAAUCUAAACUGGACCCUUUGUCUUGCUAUGAACGUGGAAGACAACAUUUCUGCUUUUUUGGAAAGUUGGAAAUUCUCUAAAACAUUUUUACAACAUUUUUCUUAAAUUGUUUUUUGUCCCAGCAGCUUGUGAGAUGGACUGAGAUUUUUUUCGCUUUAGUUUACCCUGAACCGUCCGCCCACCUGAGUGCUUUAUGAGUGAUGGUUAUCUCUCAGUUUUAGAUUGGGUCUUGCUCUCUCUCUGUGUGUGCAUACAGUGGGUCUUCACACGUCGCGAAACAGCAUCUUCUCAUCUGGAUGUUGAGUUGUCAUCUCUUUUGCGGGUCGAGACAGCCUGGACAUGGUUCAGGGUGGUGUUAAGUAUCCCUCGGUUUUCACAGUGGACGGUGGCAUGAGACCCCCUCCGCUGCCCCCCAAGCCUGGCCGUAGGCAAAGGAGCGGGGUGGUCCAGACACUGCUGGUGAUCUUGGUCUCUGUAGCUCUGUUUGGCAUGCUGGUGGAGGCUUGUUUAAUCUACAAUCUUUACAUAUCCAAAGAAAAUACCCUUUCGGAUGCUCCAAAGACCGAGAUGAGAAAACAAGAAAAGGAAGAGGCAACGAUCUCCAAAGCGAAACCAAGAGGACAAAUGAACCCACCAAAACCAAUGGCACAUCUGAAUACUGGUCGACAUCCUGAUCAUACCGGAGCAGCAGAUAUCGUGCUGUGGACCAUCAGUCAGGAAUCUAUACUGUACCACGUAAAACACAAAGUAAAUGAGGGAAAACUCAUCAUACAGAAGGAAGGAUACUAUUCGGUCUACUCCAAGGUCCACUUCAAGGAGAACAGCACCUCUUUCAGCCACUCUGUCCUCCGGAUUUCACCUCGCUACCCCGGUGAGAUCCUGCUUCUCCAGUCUAGCAGGUUGCAUCCUAAACCCAUGAGACCAGGAACCCUGGACAACAGCUAUCUCAGCGGAGUCUUUCAUCUGUUCGAAGGUGAUGCGCUUUUCGUCAGGGUGAAAAACUGUAUGAUUGUGUUGUCAAAUUCGGCUGAGAACUACUUUGGUGUUUUCAUGGUUUAGACCAGGGGUCCCUCAGAAGGGUACAAGGGGUCCCCAAAAAUGAAAAAACAAAAAGUGUAUGGCAAUUAUUUAAGUUUGUAAACAGUUUGCUGUCUUUAUAAUACAUUCUUUAUUAAAAGACAUGGAUAUAUAUUAGGAAUGGGGUCCCUCUGGAUUUAUCAUAUGUGAGGGGUCCCUACCAUCAGAAAGCUUGACUACCAUGAUUCAGAGACCAACUGUACAGAAAAACAAGCACAUGGGUGAAUUUGAUGA
Paramisgurnus dabryanus is the source of this 1406-nucleotide messenger RNA. RefSeq names its product TNF superfamily member 14 (gene tnfsf14a). Gene Ontology annotation, molecular function: tumor necrosis factor receptor binding. The record is from RefSeq and is a predicted model, not a curated record. Gene Ontology annotation, biological process: immune response. Lineage: Eukaryota; Metazoa; Chordata; Actinopteri; Cypriniformes; Cobitidae. Gene Ontology annotation, cellular component: membrane.